ACUUUGCAUUAUGGCUGAACGUUACACUGCGACGCACGAUGGGCGGAACCAAUGUCACUAAAUGAAAUUCGGACUAUUUUCAGUGAGGCACCAUUGGGAAGGUGUCAUGGCGUCGAGUUACCUUGUCAGUCGUGGUGUGACUGCACUUGGUAUUCACCUCCAGCAUGUUUGUAGGAACGUACUCCUUACACAGACCAGAGAAAAGAAGCGAUGGAUGAAAUCGUACACUCUAUUGAUGGAAAAUAUAAGGAAGUUGGAGGGACCGCCGCCACCAAAGCCGCGCUCUCAUCAGCCCGACUGGGACUACCAUGCAGAAGCCCAAGCCUUCAGCAUCAGACUUCAGGAAAAUUUCUCCCUGGAGCUCCUGAAGACCGCCUUUGUGAACCCCUGCUACAUACAGAGUGAGGAGGAGGGCCGGCGCAAGGCGGGCCUGGAGGGCGAGGCUGUCGCCCUCAAUCUGAAGGACAACACGGACCUGCGUGGCCAGGGCCUGGACUUCACCCACAGCUUCCUCUGUGACUGGUGCAGGGGGAGCUUCCCAAACCUGCCGGCCGAGGCCGUGACCGCCGUCGUGGGUCACCUGACCUCCCCCGAGGUCACGUGCCAUGUGGCGCGGAACCUGGCAGUGGAAGACCUCACGAUGUGCAGUCAGUGCCCCGUGCCGGAGGACGUCCUGCAGGCCACGUUCUUCGCCGUGAUCGGAGCCCUCCAGGAAAGCAGCGGGGCAGAGAGGACGGGGUUUUUCCUCCGGGACUUCCUGGUCCCACAGCUGAUUGGGAAGGAUCUGUUUGAGAUGUGGACGGUGCUCAACCCCAUGGGGCUGCUGGUAGAGGAAUUGUCCCGAAGAGGGCAGCCCCUCCCCGAGCCUCGCCUGACCCGGUCGGCUGGAGCCAGCACAGUUCUGCCCCUCUUUUUCGUGGGACUCUAUAGUGACAGGAAGCUGCUGGCGGAGGGUCCAGGGGAGACGGUCCUGGCUGCAGAGGAGGAGGCUGCCCGUGUGGCCUUGAGGAAGCUGUACGGAUACACAGAGAACCGGCAGCCAUGGGACUUCUCCCCUCAGAGCCAGCAGCCUGCUCCUGCAGUCCGUGCCCUCCAGAGCACAUAGGGCCAUCUGCCCCUGAAGAACCACUGCAGGACUGCAAUGUCCAAAAUGUCCCGCGGGACCUACUUCCCUCCCCUAAUCUUUGAUCAUAGACUCAAGUGUGGCAGUUACACCACACAUGGUAACACAACCUCACACACACAACCAUUAAUGAACUUUUCCUUUUUUUCUGAGUGUUGUUUAUAUACAUGCAAAGUGUCCUCAAUAAAACUAUUACUGAGA
Conger conger (European conger) is the source of this 1324-nucleotide messenger RNA. RefSeq names its product mitochondrial ribosomal protein L44 (gene mrpl44). NCBI's taxonomy places the organism in Eukaryota, Metazoa, Chordata, Actinopteri, Anguilliformes, Congridae. Gene Ontology annotation, molecular function: ribonuclease III activity; double-stranded RNA binding. The transcript has 4 exons. Gene Ontology annotation, biological process: rRNA processing; regulation of gene expression; primary miRNA processing. The record is from RefSeq and is a predicted model, not a curated record. The coding region runs from base 62 to 1105 and encodes 347 amino acids. Gene Ontology annotation, cellular component: nucleus.